Peromyscus californicus insignis is the source of this 746-nucleotide messenger RNA. RefSeq names its product keratin, type II cuticular Hb1-like. Gene Ontology annotation, molecular function: structural constituent of skin epidermis. Gene Ontology annotation, biological process: intermediate filament organization; keratinization. Gene Ontology annotation, cellular component: keratin filament. The coding region runs from base 1 to 639 and encodes 212 amino acids. The transcript is spliced from 5 exons. NCBI's taxonomy places the organism in Eukaryota, Metazoa, Chordata, Mammalia, Rodentia, Cricetidae. The record is from RefSeq and is a predicted model, not a curated record.
AUGUGUAACACGGAUGGAGAGCUGGAUGCUUGGAGAAGAGGGUUUGGUGGGGACACCAGGUGUCUGGUGGGCACUGAGUUUGCCUUAUCCUUGUCUUCCCCUCUCCCUGAUUUCUGCUCUGCUGCCCCAUCCCAGUGCGAGGAGAUGAAGGCCACUGUGCAGAAAUGUGUGCAGAGCCCACGGCACAGCAAGGAGGCCCUGAAUAGACUUAACCAAGCCAUUCAGCAGCUGAAGACAGAGCCCCGUGAACCAGAGAAAGCCAAAGAUGUGGAGGCCCUGCAGGAUGUGGCCUCAAGCAGCGCUAAAGGUAAACUGGCCUGGCUGGAGGCUGCCCUGCAGAGGGCCAAGCAGGAGAUGGCGCGGCAGCUGCGUGAGUACCAGGAGCUCAUGAUCGUCAAGCUGGGCCUGGACUUCGAGAUCGCCACCUACCGCAGGUUGCUGGAGGGCGAGGAGCAGAGGCUUUGUCUGGGACUUGGGGCAGGGAGUGCGGCUCCAGGCAGCGAUGUCGCCGCCGCCGCUGGAGGUCCCGGAGGUCCCGGAGUCUGUUCCCGUGGCCCGGACAUGAGCGCCCCCAGCGGGCUGUGCGCGCUCUGCAGCUCCGCGGGCUGUGUCGGCUGCCUUGGCUUCCGCGAAUGUUGAACCCUUCCCUCCCCCGCUUCCCUCCAGAGAAGACUAGGAAGGCAUGCUUCUGCCCAAAGACUUGGCCCUCUUGUCUCAGAUUCCCUCGCCCACAGAGCGGGUCCUCA